AUGCCAAUAUCGUGGUACCCGAGGAACUUCACAAUUCCGGAUCUCAAUCUAAUGGAUCACAGUGUUCGUCUUAGCGAUGAUACGAUAUAUGGAGUGCAGUUGGGUCUGUACGUGAUUGGUUACAAAGAGUCACUCGAUGAUCAGAUAAAAAAAUUUCGUCCUGAGCAUCGCACAUUGUGCCGUUUAGCGACGUAUUCGAACAAAAACACACCAGAAUUCCGUUGGAAACCACAAGAAGACCGAAUUAAUAUUUAUCAGGUAAUCAAUUCCUUAUAA
Molecule: messenger RNA, 276 nt
Organism: Anisakis simplex (herring worm)
Lineage: Eukaryota; Metazoa; Nematoda; Chromadorea; Rhabditida; Anisakidae
Source: the annotation of a GenBank genome assembly